This is a messenger RNA of Dissoconium aciculare CBS 342.82, 2812 nucleotides long. RefSeq lists its product as uncharacterized. The record is from RefSeq and is a predicted model, not a curated record. Bases 196 to 2667 code for a protein of 823 amino acids. NCBI's taxonomy places the organism in Eukaryota, Fungi, Ascomycota, Dothideomycetes, Mycosphaerellales, Dissoconiaceae. The transcript has a single exon.
CAGGGUGACACUAUCGUGAGAUACGCCACUCGCAACCUCAGUCGAUCACGGACAAUGUUGACCUGUAAGUGAAUGCUGGAUCAAAAGACGUGGACAAAGAAGCGUCUCGAUCCUUUAUAGCAGAUAUGCGAAGAAAUUAUUUACGGGGUCCGCUGUCGCAACAGCCUGUCUUUUAGUGCCACGAUCAUCUAAAAGAUGAUCAGGACUCAUCAACCGCGAGGCGCCUUUUGGAACUGUCCUUCAACCUUUCAGCAGUGCGAAAAUUAUCGAUCGAUUGAUCUGGACGACUCGGAAUUCUCUUGGUUGCAUGACUACGCCCCUAUAAAGUGCAGCAGAGCAUCACAUUUGGACAGAGAGGUCAAGCGACGUCGGGUGAAGAAGCUUGCGGAAGAGUUUCUCGAUGGAAAGACUUUAAGCAUAGCGUCUGUCAGGCCCGUGUACGGAUUCACAACAGACCUUGAGAUCACUGGAGGGAGUCUAGCCUGGGCGGAUGUGCUCAACGAUCGGGAGAUUCUCGACCUUUAUGCCAGUGAGCAAAGACUAGUCGACCCCGAUAUUGUGCAGAGUAGUGUUGAAGAUCGCGCACUUGAUAGUCGCGUCAUUGUGGAAGUUCAGGCGAGCUGCCGUCCUCGGACAACGCCCAUACGAAAUCGGCCUCUGGACCUGCCGAGCAAGGAAGCCUUACGCUUAGCUGCAGAACUGUGGGGGCGUGGCAGAGAAAAGAAUGUCAUCUGCGAGACGCAGGUCGUCCAUCAGAGCGAAUCGGACGGGGACGAGUCGGACGAUAAAUGCAUAUCAUCUGCGUCCGCAGAGAGUUCUCGAGUCGUGCGCCCUACUGCUGCCUGGACAAGCAGCAAGUGGCUGGAGACUGGUGCUUUCGUGCCUCGACGGAAAGGAGUGGAUGAGGAUUGCAGCAAAGAUGAGCUCGGGGCGUCAUCCUUCACGCUGCCAUCGCAACGAGCCCGUGGUUUGUUGGCAGCUGAACCUGCUCGAGACGACCGCAAUCAGUCUGCGAGUUCCGCAACCACUGUUUUCUCCGAUGAUGCCAACAAGGUCUUGCCUGAUGUUGUUGUGUCUCUCAUAGGGCAGUCGCUGAUACCGCCAAGCCAAGCAGACGUUGUGUCUGGGACGACUGCCAGUGCUGAUGAAAGCGGCUCUACCGAAGGUGCAACCAGUUAUAAAAACUACCGCAAAGAUGGAGGAUCCCCAUCUUCCAUGCGUGGCAGCUUACGUUCGGCACGACGUAGUGAUACUCAAGCCUCUAGAAGCAAAUCAUCGGUACGAGAACAGUCAUUUGCAGCUCCUGUGGGCGCCGCUUUCUCCCAUGAACAGUCUUUGAAUCUGUCAGACAAUUUGUCGAAGGGACCCCAUUCGGUGUCUUUACAAGCAGCAACAGGUACGCAUGUGGAUCAAGCAAUCACACGUCGUCAAUCAGCACCGCUAGGACCUGCACCGGGCUUGAUUGUCGAUCAUACUCGUAGAGGCUCCCGAGGGCAAUACAACACUGUCGUGGGAUCUGAUUCAUCUCCGUUUGCAUUUCGCAAGCGCUUGUCAAGAAGGAGAACAAAAGAAGAGCGGCUGUCGAUUCAUGCUCAGGUCGUCACAACGCUGCUUCCUACACCAUCCGUUCCAAUCGCACUCGACCUCGUAGCAGAAGUUGCGGCCGAUCCGGAACAGAACAUCGUCCCAUCAACGCCCAGCAAAGCCUCCGAGCACCAAACUUGGACGCCUCUAGCUGAUCAACAAAUGAAUCGCGUGCUACCAACGGGAUCUUCAGAGCAGAAAUUGAAGGAGCUGUUACGUGACGAGAUGGAGUCAGCCGGUGCCAUUUUCACCAGUCUUGAGGAGAACGAGGUUUCAACGGCUUUACUGCCAAAAAGGCGUGUUGUUGAUCAUGAUUCAUUGCUAGUUACAGAGCUCAACGAUGCGCAGCCAAGGGCCAUACGCAGAGAUGCACAAGAGUCGCAACAUUGGGCAGGUACACAGAUCCUCCUUGCCAAAGCCCAGCAGGAUUUGUUCACAUCUCCCGAUAAGCUAUACUUCGAGUCUCAGCUGAAGAAUAGCUCUCAAACGCCAAGACCGCAGACAAGCAGCGGUACAUCUAAAAAGAAGAGCGCUCGACGUCCAUUGUUGCCGCUCUCACAGGGUCAUAUACCGAGUACUCAAGCACUGCUAGAUACGUGGCAAGGCUGGUCUACGAUCAAGAAGCCUCAUACUGCUUCAAUGUCAAAUCGAAAGAGCCUAAUGCAUGAGUCGCCCAGUCUCGGAAAGGCGGGAAAACUUCCAACGAUUUCCAAUAAGAGCGACGGAGGUGAUCGUCGACGCAGUAGUCUACGCGUUACGACUCUCGUACACUCAAGCUGGUUAGGAAGCCCACCAACCUCAAUAGUUGCAAAAGAGCCUGUUGUACAGGCGACUGGCAUACAUCCUGCCCCUCAGGGCGAAGCCGUCAUUCCCACGGCCUCUUUUGUGCCGACAAGCUUUCUCGCGGAAGCUGAGAAAUCAACAGAACCGCAACAACCAACAAAUGAUUCGGCUGGUACCGAUCUACUUCUUCCUAGCGGCAGGGAGACACAAGAGGCGAGCUUUGAUCGGUCUGAGCUCGAUUUUACCAUUACGCAAUUGGCGGAGGAGGUACUAGGGCCAGCGUGUUCAAUAUCGUUUUGAAGGAUGUCCAGGCGGGCUUGUCCGAAGCAAAUGUACCGGUGAUUCCCCGGAUAGAGAUGCACGAUAUGUAUAUAAAUCAAUGCUCCAUGCUCAGGCGUAUUCAAUGCCGCUGCUUGGGUAAAUGAAUGGUAGAUGGUUGCCUCGA